This is a messenger RNA of Nerophis lumbriciformis (worm pipefish), 1104 nucleotides long. NCBI's taxonomy places the organism in Eukaryota, Metazoa, Chordata, Actinopteri, Syngnathiformes, Syngnathidae. The record is from RefSeq and is a predicted model, not a curated record.
AUGAUGAAAAGGAAUGGUAAUCCGUCUCAAAGACCAACACCAGGCUGCAUCCCUGUACCGCUAUUCAACCAGAAGAAAAGAAAUCGAAUUCCUUUGAUGUCGACUCCUUUUAAGAAUGAUUUUUCUCAUUCCGAGUUCAUGCCAAGUACCAGUUCAACUGCUCCCUAUGGUGCUUCAGGUGGGUCUUACCAGGCCAUUGGUUCCUCUUCUGAAGCUCAUCCAGGUCACCAAUGGAACAAACAGGACACCGCGCAACCUACUCAAUCCCAACAUUAUGGCAACUAUAGACCUGCACCAACAAUGAGAUCUUACGCACCUGUAGCACAUCCAUACAAAGCGGAAAGUACAAACUCCAAGAUGGUAACAUCCAGCAAUCCAUCCAGACAACAGCAACCCAUGUCAAUUUUUACUAUGAAACAGAAACAAUAUCAAACACCUUCCAGCAGUCAGAGCGUACCAAGCAAGCAGACACCUCAUAGUGGAUUCUCUCAGAAAGGCCAACAACCAUCAUACAGGCCGGUCGAUUCCACACAGUUCAGAUGUCUGCCUCCUCCCGUCCAACCACCUACUGUGCCAGCUGCUCAGACACAAAACAAAUGGAAUUUUACAAAUAGUUUUGGAUCGCAGAAGCCCACAUUUUCAAGCAAAAGGAGUGCAAAUAAACCCCAAAAUCCACAAGAAAUUCGAACGAUGGAACGUGCCCCCAAAAAAGCACCAUUUGACUACACACUCAGGAUCUUGACUGCAGUCAUUGAAGGGAUGAGACACUGGAGUCAGUUUAAAGACAAAGUGACCUAUUUUUUCGAGAUAUUUGCCUCUUUGGACUCUGCUGUCACUUUGGGUCCACACGGAUCAAAGAACUUCCUGUUGAGAGAUGGCAAGGAAGUUCUACAGUGUGUUUUCUAUGAAAAUGAGCAAGAACUGCCGCGUCUUAUCCGUGGCCAAGUUCACCGCUGUGUCGGGAACUAUGACAAGCGCAGAGAUAUCCUGGUGUGCGUGUCAGUUCGAGCAGCCACGCUCACGGAGGCCAAGGACGCUCAAGAGGCCAUCAAAGCCUCUGACAGUUACAUGCGUAAACUCGUCAAAUGCCUACAUGAAGUUUGA